Messenger RNA from Orycteropus afer afer, 1173 nucleotides. It is a transcript of the gene MEI4, whose product is annotated as meiotic double-stranded break formation protein 4. NCBI's taxonomy places the organism in Eukaryota, Metazoa, Chordata, Mammalia, Tubulidentata, Orycteropodidae. The coding region runs from base 1 to 1173 and encodes 390 amino acids. The record is from RefSeq and is a predicted model, not a curated record. Gene Ontology annotation, cellular component: lateral element. Gene Ontology annotation, biological process: DNA recombination; oogenesis; spermatogenesis. The transcript has 5 exons.
AUGGAUGUCCAAGCAUGGUUUUUGAGAACUUCAAAGUUGGCUCUUGCCCUGGCAAUUAUCCGGUCAAAACCAGCAGACAAAAGCAGCAGAGAAUAUACAGAACAUCUUGCAAUGGUGGUGUCUGGGCAGGAGUCUAAGUGGAGAUCAAAAGUCAAAGCCUUGGAAGCUGAAGUUCUGCAAUUACGCCAGAAACUUCUUCUGAGCAGGAUUUAUUCAGGAUCUUUUAAGAAUGAACAUGAUAUCAUUGAAAAUUUGCAGACUCAGAAACCUAGAAGCUCUGAAACUAUGUCAACUCUGCUGGAAGAUUCUGGGUGUGAUUUGUCAAAUGAGCACCAAACUGAAGCUUCAGAGACAUCCCAGCAUUUUGUGGAGAGAAGCCCCCUGACACCUUUUCCACCACUGCCCAUUAUGAAAAGACAUUGUGCCACUCCUGAAAACCCCCUGUCUUCUCACAUGCAAUUCUUGCAACAUCUACUUGAGUUGAAGAAUGUGGCAGAAUCAGACAUUCUGAAAACAGAUUUAAGCCAGUUUGAAAAUGACUAUUCUGUGGUAGCCGAUUCUGUUUCUCAGUUGCUGGAUGGCCUGAUAACUUUUUACAGUAAUCCCAAAAUUCCCUUUUCAAGCUUUUGGACAGAAGCUGUUUGUACUUUAGCUAGGCUGUUCAGUGAUUAUAAUUUAUCUAAUCAUAUCCUUAAAAAGUGUUCCAAAAAGUUGGAAGAAUUUGAGAAAACUAUACUACAGGUUAUUUUAAGGAACAAGAAUAUUAAUCGGUUUCAGGUGCAGCAUUAUAUUUCUCAGAGUCUGGUCACACUAGGAAGUUGCAGCUUACUGAGAAAAUCUAUUAUAUCUCUGCUUCUAUCAGAAGUAAACAGCUUCAUUGAUGACCUGGAAACCAUUAAUCAGGUACAAGCCAGUUAUGAUGUGAUGCGCUAUGAAAAUAUGUUCUUCCUCUUCUGGGUUCUGGAACAACUUCUUCAAAAGGAAACUGAAGAAGGCAACACUUCAAGUAGAAGGCAUGAUGACCAAGAAAUAAAGAAAUUUCUUCAAAAACAUGAUCAAACUAUUUUCCAACUCUCUGAUUCGUUCCCUUUAUUUACUUUUUACUUAUGGAGACUGGGCAUUCUCUUUAACUCAGCAGAGAUAGGAAGUACUGAAAAUAACUCACUUCCUUAG